Messenger RNA from Tetrapisispora phaffii CBS 4417, 1857 nucleotides. RefSeq lists its product as uncharacterized. The transcript has a single exon. Lineage: Eukaryota; Fungi; Ascomycota; Saccharomycetes; Saccharomycetales; Saccharomycetaceae. The record is from RefSeq and is a predicted model, not a curated record. The coding region runs from base 1 to 1857 and encodes 618 amino acids.
AUGACAGUUCUUAUUCAAACUUCAAGUGCUGCUAUGUCAUCAAACUGGGAUAAUCGUUCCUAUGACAACAACUCCGAUAACUCUUCUUCAAAUAAUUACUCAAAGUUGGAGUUAUCCCAAUAUAUUGAUAAUCUUACUAACAAUCGUUGUGGUUCAAACCUAGAAGCUAUACAAUCUAGAAGUGCAUUCAAUAAUAAUAUUGUCUUAACGAACAGCUCCGACGCUUCGAGCGUCACAAAUUCAUGGAGCGCCAGGUUUAAAAAUAUGUUCGAAAAAAAUAUUAACGUGGACGAUAGCUAUGAUAGCUUUGAUAGUUCGCUAUAUACGGAUAAAUCUUCCAUAACAAAGCCAUCUCCAUGGUUCACUAGACUAUUUGAUAAGAGAAGUGGAAAGGAACAGUCUCAGAAUUCUUCUCACCAAACAGAAUCUUUCCACGCCACUGUACUUCCUGAGUCAAUUUGUAACAGAAAAUACGAAGAAACUCCUAAAUCUAAAAUUGUUGAAGUAGAAUACACAAGAUAUAGCCAGGGUAAAGUCGAGAAAACAGCAAGCACAGUAAAUGGUUCGUUGAGAAAUACUAGAUCCAAAAACUGGUUCAAAACUGUCUUUAAAGGUAAGAGCGAGGCAUCUGAAGUGUCGGAAUAUCCAGGCCUAGUGCAACCCGAGCCUGAAGUUUUAGAAAACACAUACAGUGAUGAUUCAAUAUAUGAAUCUGAAAAAUUAGAAUAUCUUCCUAUAAAAAUUGACAUUGUUGACGUUGGUUCUUUAUCCGUCGGUGACUGUCUAACACCUAUAAACGACGGAAAUCACAACAUUCCGUCACCUCCUUGGGACUAUAGACAUGAGUAUAAAAAACUCGAUGAUGAUUAUAGGAAAAAUAGUGGUGAGAAUUACGACUACAAUAAUGAGCAUGUGGAAACUAGUACUGUUUAUAGUAGUUACUAUUCGAGUAAUAAUGUUCAAGAAUUAGAAGCAGAACUUAGUGGCAGACAAGCAUCAAUUGAUACAUGUCUAUUCCAAGAGCAACCAAUACUAACUACAGUCAGCGAAACUCACUCGUACCCAGUUGUGUCUAAACAUAUUUCAGGGUUCUGUGACGACUCCGUAUAUGAGAGUCGAGUAAAAAAUGACAGCUCAGAAAGAAAAGCUGGAAGCCAUCGUGACUAUACAAACUGUAUAAAUCCAUAUACACCCAUAUUAAGAGCCAGAAUAAGAGAGGAAAAAAUCGCAUUACUUAAUAACAAGAGUAAAAUCAACGAUAAUGCAUUCACUGAACCAGAACACAUGAGAAUUUUUCAAAAAGAUACUUAUGAUGAAGAAUAUUGUGAACCUAAAGGAGCGUUUAGUAGACAUUCAUCUGGUAGUGAUAUCCUUGAGUCAGAGCAAACGAAGAAACAAACAACUACUUUAGUAGAUGUUCAAGAAAAACAGGUAUUGGAUCCAGUUCAACCUGUUAAUUCAGAAAACUUAAAUAACAAGAAGUCUAAAAAUAAAAAUCGUGAAGUGGAAAACAGAGCUACCACUAAUUAUUGCUGCCCAAAAUGCUGCUAUUGUGAUGAGUCUGAAGUGGAUAUGUCAUAUUACUAUAGAAAUAUAGAACCUAUAACUAUACAUGAAAGAUUUAUUCAAAUAAUUAAAAGAACAAAAUAUAAUUUUAGAAAAUUCAUUAAAAGAAAUAACAAAAAAGAGUGGAUAUUAUAUCAACUCCAAAAAACAACCGAUGAGGUUUUAGAUAACGGUUUAUUAGUAUGCGAAUUAAUUGGUGAUAUGUUAACAGACGUUAUAGAAAAGGUGGAACCAUUUCCAAAGUUGCUUCAAUGUGCUGUUGGCCAUGUAUGUAUGAAGCUAGCACAUUAA